AGACUUUCUAAAUAAUGAUAAUGAAACACAUUGCUUCAACUAGAGGUUUUAAGUGUAUCUUUCGUCAAAAGACAUUCAACGGUACACCGCUUCCUGUUGUCCGCUCAUCUUCUUCGAAAACGUCAGCAAAUAAUCAAUCAACUUAUAUAAAUUCUUUCAACUCAACUUCGGAGAUACUGACAUUAAAAAAUAUUCCACCACCAAAAGCUCCGCAAAAAAAGAAAACAAAACACGGAAAUAAUUUUAAGUCACUUGCAGUUUAUCAUUAUAAUUUAUAUUAUGCGCAACUUCAUUUUAAUAGAUUGGUUUUUAUAGUUCAACAUAAUAAUCUUAACAUACAAGAACAAAUUAUACUCCGAAGAGAAUUAAAACAAAAAGGAGCAGUUCUUACAGUAACACGUGGAAGUAUAUUUGGAGCAGUUGUACGUCAAUCAAUAUUAUAUAGUAAUUUGUUGCCUCUGGUUGUCGGACCAACUUGUAUGAUUGGAUCAAAUGUUACCGAUGAAGAAAAUCCAAAAUUAGUUGCUGAUAUUUUUAACAUUAUUAAUAAGAACAAGAAGUUUAUUUUGGUUGGUGGAAAAAUGGAUAGAUCUUUAUUGAACUUGGAAGGGUUUCAAAAUGUAACGAAAUUACCAGGAUUAAAACAUCUUCAAAGUGAACUAAUUGGAUUACUGAAUUCUCCUGGUUCAAGAGUCGUUGAAUUAUUGAAUAAUAAUCCUCAAAAUUUGAUUUUCACUCUUGAUACACAUAAAAAUAACUUUGGUACUCAAAAUUCAGGAGAAAAAUCCCGGAGCGAUCAAGAUGAUCCUUUAAGAAAUAAAUGAAUUAAGUUUAGUUUUAUAUUAUUUUCUAGAGUAAGAAAAUUAAUUUUUUACCUUUUUGGUGUUUCUAAUUGUAAAAAAAAACUCUUCUUUCUUUUUUUGUUUAGUUUAAGUCAAAAGAAAGAAAUAAAUAAAUAAAU
Messenger RNA from Rhizophagus irregularis DAOM 181602=DAOM 197198, 961 nucleotides. Lineage: Eukaryota; Fungi; Glomeromycota; Glomeromycetes; Glomerales; Glomeraceae. The record is from RefSeq and is a predicted model, not a curated record.